UGUCGCAUCCUUGACGUAGUCUGUGGUUUUAAAACCCAUGCAAUAUUAUCACAACGCACAUAAUAUAAGGAGAAUAAUUUUUUAUUAAGUUAGUCAAACGUAACGAUACACCGCAAGUUAAAAUAUGGCGAGUAGGCAAAAUUCUGCAAAAAACCGUCGAGGAGGACAAUAUUCUGUUGCUGGUUGGCCCAACGGAAAAAGUUGUACAAACAGUCAACACACAGAGGGUGUCUCAGUACAUGGUUUCCCCAUGAAUGACAAGGAGAGGCUGAGUAAAUGGACAAAAUUUGUUAGGACACAUAGGCCAAAAUUCGUUCCUCAGCAGUACUCUGUGCUAUGUUCAAUGCAUUUCGCAGAUUCUGCAUUCACCGAGAACGCAACAGUUGCAAAAUCGCUAAACAUGAGACGACAAUUGCGCUCUGAUGCUGUUCCAACCAUAGACUCUGUAAAAGGCAUUUCAAUCCAAGGUGAUAAGAGCAAUCGCGACCGCAGAGUUGUGUUGCGUGAAGUAACACGAAGUGUAAAAGAUGUUGAACCCGCUGUUAAACAUACUGAUGAUGAAGGGCAUUCUGACGAGUGUAACACAACAGAAAGCGUUGAUAGUGAACCAGUUAGAGAGGAUUCACCAGAACCGCUGCCAAAACAAGAGCAAGUUGAAAUGUGCAGUAGAUGCGACAUACUUGCCAAAAAAGUUACAAAACUACGAAAGAAACUUGGUUAAAAAAAUCAAAAAAAAGGCUAAGCGACAGUUUAAU
Messenger RNA from Xenia sp. Carnegie-2017, 755 nucleotides. RefSeq names its product THAP domain-containing protein 5-like. The coding region runs from base 125 to 721 and encodes 198 amino acids. The record is from RefSeq and is a predicted model, not a curated record. The transcript has 2 exons. Gene Ontology annotation, molecular function: sequence-specific DNA binding. NCBI's taxonomy places the organism in Eukaryota, Metazoa, Cnidaria, Anthozoa, Malacalcyonacea, Xeniidae.